AUGCUCACUAAUUGCUGCACAACGUGUCCGGUUUUUGAAAGUACGAACGGUCUCGAAAGUUGUGAAACAUUGUUUUUUUCUUUACAGCUUUGAAUAUGUGGAUGAAUAGUAGUGGCCACGUAUCAUGUCUUGGAUGUAUGGAAUGUUUCACAUUAAUACUAAUGCAGCUUCUACAGAAUGUGGUGAUUUGUCUACAUAUGGUAACUGUGGUGGGGUUCGAGGUCAGGUUUUCUUGUAUGAAUGCCAUUGCCUAUCUGUACUUCUAUUUUUGGUGGAUGGUUUUGUGGUGCUGGUUGGUUUGAGAGGGAUUGCUGGAGGCCACCUCCCCCAUUUGUUUUCUCCAGUUGUUACUGGUGUUUCGAAGGUUCAAGUUGUUCUAGACGAGAAUUUCUGCCAGCCAGACAUGUUUGUCGGUUUUGCCUUGGUAUUUUAGCUGUGCAGUGGGAAAACAUGCCUAACCCCCCUGCGGGUUGAUGUGGUUUUGUAGUGAGGCCACCUAAAGGAAUGGACUACCUCCCUAUAGAAGGUUGAAUUGGAGAUGACAGAUAUAGGUAUACGAUUCAAACUAUUUCAGUCAUGCAAAGGUC
This is a messenger RNA of Daphnia carinata, 587 nucleotides long. RefSeq lists its product as uncharacterized. The transcript is spliced from 4 exons. Lineage: Eukaryota; Metazoa; Arthropoda; Branchiopoda; Diplostraca; Daphniidae. Bases 125 to 433 code for a protein of 102 amino acids. The record is from RefSeq and is a predicted model, not a curated record.